Messenger RNA from Staurois parvus, 3049 nucleotides. NCBI's taxonomy places the organism in Eukaryota, Metazoa, Chordata, Amphibia, Anura, Ranidae. The record is from the annotation of a GenBank genome assembly.
CAGAGUGGCCACACUUGCUAAAACCAAGGAUGAAGAAGGCAGCAUCAUGCUUCUACCUAUGGCUUUUCUUUCAACUUCCCCUUAUUGGUUCUUCCACCCAGGUGAAAUACAAAGUAGAGGAAGAGCAGCCACCAAAUAUCUUGAUUGGAAGUCUGGCUGCUGACUAUGGCUAUCCAGACUCCAAGCACCUGUACAAGCUGGAAUUGGGGCAUCCUUACCUCCGAGUGGAUGGCACGAAAGGGGACAUCUACACAACUGAGACUGCCAUUGACCGAGAGAGCCUGCGUGAGUGCCAGAACUUGUUCCCAGGCCAAGCAUGUUUCUUGGAGUUUGAGGUGUCUAUGACAGACCUUAUGUCCCCUGUUCCCAGGCUUAUCGAUGGUCAGAUUGAGGUUUUGGACAUAAACGAUAACAGUCCUAAUUUUGCCUCUCCAGUCCUCAUGUUGUCCAUUCCAGAAAACACAAAUAUCGGAAUGCUUUUUCCAAUCCCUGCUGCUACUGACCGGGAUUCUGGAGUGAAUGGGGUGGCAUCCUAUGAGCUGAUUGUGACCCCUGAAGCACAUGAAAUUUUUGGACUGCAAGUAGCCGAGGACCAAGAUGAGAAACAACCUCAGCUCAUUGUCAUGGGAAAUCUCGAUCGGGAGCAAAGAGACUCCUAUGAUCUCACAAUUAAAGUUCAAGAUGGUGGCAAGACCCCACGAGCCAGCAGUGCCCUACUGCGUAUCUCCAUCCUGGACACCAACGACAAUGCUCCCAAAUUUGAAAAGAUGGCUUACGAGGCAGUGCUACCCGAAAACAGCCCAAUGGGGCACUCUGUACUCCAGGUGAAAGCCAACGACUCUGACCAAGGUGCCAAUGCUGAGAUUGACUAUUCCUUUCACCAGGCCUCCGAUACUGUUAGGAGGCUCCUGCACCUAGACAGGUCAUCCGGUUUGAUUACAGUACAGGGUCCCAUAGAUCGUGAAGAUGUAGGAACUUUGCGUUUUUCAGUGGUGGCCAAGGACAAAGGAUCGAAUCCUAAAUCUGCACGUACCCAAGUUACAAUUACCAUACGUGAUACGAAUGACAACCAACCAGUAAUUGACAUCAGAGGGUUUGGCCUUGUAACACAUCAAGAUGGUGUGGCAAAUAUAUCAGAAGAUGUUCCAGUGGAAACGCCUGUGGCUUUGGUACAAGUCUCUGAUAUAGAUGAGGGUGAGAAUGCUGCUGUGACCUGUGUUGUGGCUAGGGAUGUUCCUUUCCAGCUGAAGCAGGUUAGUGACACAGGGACUGACAGCAAAAAGAAGUAUUUCUUGCAAACCACCACACCACUGGACUAUGAGACUAUAAAAGAAUAUACUAUAGAAAUUGUAGCUGUUGACUCUGGUAACCCUCCUCUUUCCAGUACCAACUCUCUUAAGGUGCAAGUGACUGAUGUGAAUGACAAUCCACCCAUUUUCCCCCAGAGUCUGAUGGAGGAGACCUUCAAAGAAAACAACUCUCCUGACGAUAUUGUAAUGGAAGUUAGUGCUACUGAUGCCGAUAGCGGUUCAAACGCUCAGAUAACUUACUCCAUACUUGCAGAUGCCAAUACUCGUUCAAUCUUUUCUAUCAACCCAGACUCCGGUCAAAUUAGAGUCAACACUGUAUUGGAUCGGGAGCAGAGGGAACAUUAUGACUUUCAUGUUGUUGCAGCAGAUAAAGGAACCCCAAGUCUAAAGGGGACAGCUUCUGUUGUCAUCACUGUUCUGGACUGUAAUGACAAUGACCCUAAAUUCAUGCUGAAUGGCUACAACUUUUCAGUAAUGGAGAACAUGCCUAGGUUGAGCCCCGUUGGAAUGGUCACAGUUAUUGAUGCAGACAAGGAUGCAAAUGCUCAUAUCCAUCUCUCAGUGGAGCCUGAGAGUGGAGAAUUUGUUAUCCAGAAUGGGACGGGCACUAUCCUUUCCAGCAUCUCCUUUGACCGGGAGCACCAGAGCACGUACACCUUCCGGUUGAAGGCGGUGGACGGAGGGGACCCGCCUCGUUCAUCCUAUGUUGGCGUAACUAUAAAUGUCCUUGAUGAGAAUGACAAUGCUCCAGUUAUAGUUGUACCGUCAAACAGUUCAUAUGCUUAUCUCACCCCUUCUACACACCCGGGUACCCAGGUCAACAAGGUGCGAGCUGAGGACAUGGACACUGGUAUUAAUGCUGAACUUGUAUAUAGUAUAUGCUAGUGGCAAUCCCUAUGAACUUUUUCAAAUAACGCCCACAGGUGGUGAAGUAACCCUAGAAAAGCAGAUUUUAAGGAAGCACCAUGGCCUGCACCGUUUAGUAGUCAGAGUGAGUGAUCGAGGAAAACCUACCAGGCAUGGCACAGCCUUAGUCCACUUCUAUAUUAAUGAUACUUUGGCAAACCAGACCUUUGUGGAAACUCUACUUGGUCACAGCCAGGAUACUCCAUUGAACAUUGAUAUUGCUGGGGAUCCUGAAUAUGAGCAUAACAAGCAGCAAAGAAUCAUCUUAUUUGGUGUGUUCGCUGGGAUUGUGGCAGUUGUUGUAGUCAUUGUGGUGGUGGUUUUGGCUCGAUACUGCAGACAGAAGGAAGCAAAGAGUGGCUAUCAGGCUGGUAAGAAAGAAACAAAAGAUCUGUAUGCCCCAAAGCAGAGUAAUAAAAACAGCAAAAAUAAAAUCAAAACAAAGAAGAGCAAAUCUCCAAAGCCACCCAAACCAGUAGAGGAGGACGAGGAAAGUGGGCUGCAGAAGUCCCUUAAAUUUAAUCUCAUGAGUGACUCUGUUGGGGACAGCCCAAGAAUUCAUCUUCCCUUGAAUUACCCUCCGGGGAGCCCAGAUUUGGGGCGUCAUUACCGCUCGAACUCCCCCCUACCAUCCAUCCAACUGCAGCCUCAAUCCCCAUCUGCCUCCAAGAAGCACCAGGUGGUACAAGACCUACCGGCUGCCAACACCUUUGUUGGCACUGGGGACAACAACUCCACUGGCUCUGAUCAGUACUCGGAUUACAGCUAUCGGACCAAUCCCCAGAAAUACAACCAUAAGCAGGUAGGCGAUCACUUCCUACACCAGGCCUCCG